ACAAUAGGCUCGUCUCUUCACCUCAACCUAUAUACAGAGCUACGUUGUCAAGAAUUCAGGGUCACCUACCGUUACAUUGUUAAAAUGCUAACGAGAAAGAGAGCGCUUGUAGAAGCCAAUGCAAACGAUUCGCGAGAACCAAAGCUAGCAAAAAGACCCAACCGCGACCAAGAUAACGCAUCGGUAUCACCAGAAUUCAGGGAGAAGAGCACUGAACCCCCCUUUAUUGGUGGGUCAGUACAUGAGGUGUCAACCCUACAGCUAAAGUAUAUAACGUACGCUAAACCAUCGUACGACGUAAACCUGGAAGAUAUCGAAACAGGAAAGGAAAUCCGACUGGCCGCUGAAGAUGAGAAGCGGUAUGAUGGCAAGCCAGCCGAGGAGUUCCCGGAUUGGCCCUACGUAAUCUCUGAAGCUGCGGCCGAGCUCGUCACGAAGUAUAGCCUCGAAUCUACCAAGCGUAACCAGGAUAAUUUCAGCAUGUACGUCUCGAACGACUUUACCGGGAAUGGGAUGCAGGAGGUUAUAGAGAACCAGCUCACAGGAAUCAACACACUCAUGGCUAAGCGACGACUCCCGGCCGAUGAGCUUGCUGUUGGGCUCUGGGUACGCUUGUCAGCUUUCGCCCACUGGACUCAAUCGCAACAACUAGGGCCUUGGGUCAUGAUGGAAGAUAGUCAGCGCUGGCGGGACACUGUCGCAAUGAUUGGUAUCGCAAUCUUAGCCACACUAAAUGCUCUCGAUCGGGCGAAGCUACUGAUGAAGCACUCCCCUGUCAAGGACCUGGGUCUGGUUCUCGCACUUCUUGGAGACUUCAUUUGCGACUGUCUGGAUCAAACCACGACGAUUCCAUAUCUAUCAUCGAAUACUAGAGAAGUCUGCUGGCCGUACAAAAUUGUCUCCUACGCUAAGGCUAGCAGUAUCGAGAUCAAAGGCAUCUAUGGCAUCGAAGGGAAGUUCGUACAAAGGUUCGAUAAUGAGGAUAAGGCGAACUAUUGGAAGAGGAAAGAAUGUGUUGAUCGCUGGGGUUGGGGUACAAAGUGGAGAGUUCUCGGUAGAGAGUACGGCAGAUCACGUAGCAUAUUCUAUCGGGGUCCAUCACUCGGAGGGAAUGCCUUUGAUAUUACAUGCUGGCCCGCUGCUGAGAGGAGGAAGUACCACUUCGAAGACAAAGACCCUCUUGAGCCCUAAAAUCCUCUCGUGCGACUCCAGUGAACAGAUUAUAGAAGCAAUCGCACGAAGAUGUAGUCUAGACAUUGUGUUCCGGAUUAAACACACGGGAGUGCUGCAAGCAGUAAAGUAGUCUAACUAUACAGUAAUUAUUGGA
Messenger RNA from Pyrenophora tritici-repentis Pt-1C-BFP, 1327 nucleotides. RefSeq lists its product as uncharacterized. NCBI's taxonomy places the organism in Eukaryota, Fungi, Ascomycota, Dothideomycetes, Pleosporales, Pleosporaceae. The record is from RefSeq and is a predicted model, not a curated record.